Molecule: messenger RNA, 1830 nt
Organism: Drosophila hydei
Lineage: Eukaryota; Metazoa; Arthropoda; Insecta; Diptera; Drosophilidae
Gene: RhoGAP68F
Product: rho GTPase-activating protein 68F
Exons: 6
Coding region: 264-1676 (470 amino acids)
Biological process (GO): negative regulation of endocytic recycling; small GTPase-mediated signal transduction
Cellular component (GO): cytoplasm
Molecular function (GO): GTPase activator activity
Source: RefSeq, a predicted model, not a curated record
CUUAUAUGUGUUUUUGACAUGAUAAAAAUUAUACUGAAAACUGAUAUUAUUACCAACAGCGCUGCAGCCCUAGCAUAAGAUAUCGCUUUAGUACUUGCCAGCCCUGCUCUGGCGCAGAGCUAAACAUACAAAAUUUUUGUCUGGACUCAAAAUUUUGUUGCAAGUUUGUUUUUGGAAUAUUUGAAGACUAAACAUUAAAAUAGGUGUCGCCGUUUGGUAAUCAGAAAAUUUCUCAUAGCGAUAAAAAACCCCUCACCGUGGCAAUGGAUGCCAAUUCACGUUUCCCAGCACGAUUACCAGGGCCCGCCAUUAGCUCAAUUGUGGGUAACUCUGACGAGCCGCUGCCGAGUCUAUCCGAUUUGCAUGACUGCGAGCCCAAGCUGGAGUUUGAUGAUACCGAGCUAUUGACCCCAACUCCAUUAGAGAAAGAUGUUAUGGUCGGCGACUUUGUGCUAGCAGAUGAUCCGUUUCCAGAUCCCGAACUUGAGACAGAAGAGCCACCAAAUCCCUUAGAGGACGAUUUUGAGGAUCAGCUGCGCGAACAGUCAGAGAACUCCCAGGGCAACAAGAACAAAUGCGACUUCUUGGGCACCGAUAAGCAAGGACGUCACAUCUUUGGCAUUUACGCCUCUCGCUUUCCGGAAAAAUCGCAACUCGAAGGUUUUGUGCGACAAGUCAUCAAAGAGAUUGAACCAUUUGUGGAGAACGAUUACAUACUCGUCUACUUCCAUCAGGGUCUUAAGGAGGAUAACAAGCCUUCGGCGCAAUUUCUGUGGAACUCGUACAAGGAGCUGGAUCGUAAUUUUCGUAAAAAUCUAAAGACAUUGUAUGUGGUGCAUCCGACGUGGUUUAUACGCGUCAUCUGGAACUUUUUCAGUCCAUUCAUCAGCGAUAAGUUUCGCAAAAAGCUAGUCUACAUCUCCAGCCUCGAUGAGCUUCGUCAGGCGUUGGGCCUGAACAAGCUCAAGUUGCCGGACACCAUUUGUGACUUCGAUCAUAAGCUGAAUCCGAGUCGUGGCCGUGCAUCGCAGCCAGCAACACCCAAUGGGCGGCCAACGAUGCAGUUUGGCGUGACCUUGAAGUUCAUCGUUAUGCACAGUCCAUGCCUCAAUUCUAUACCGCCAAUAGUGCGCAAAUGUGUGGACUCGCUCUCGAUCACGGGCGUCAUCGAUACGGAGGGUAUCUUCCGACGCUCCGGUAAUCAUGGCGAGAUUAUGGCUCUCAAGGAGCGCGUCAACCGUGGCGAGGAUGUCGACCUAAGCAACGUUAAUGUGCAUGUCAUAGCGGGUCUGCUCAAGAGUUUCCUACGGGACCUUGCCGAACCGUUGCUUACCUUUGAGUUGUACGAUGAUGUGACCAAGUUCCUAGACUGGCCCAAGGAGGAGCGUUCGAGAAACGUUACCCAGCUGAUACGUGAAAAACUGCCCGAAGAGAAUUACGAACUAUUCAAAUACAUUGUGGAUUUUCUGGUGCGAGUCGUGGACUGUGCGGAUCUUAACAAGAUGACCUCAUCAAAUCUGGCCAUUGUAUUCGGUCCGAAUUUCUUGUGGUCCGGCCGCACGAACACUUCCCUAGAGGAGAUAGCGCCGAUCAAUGCAUUUGUUGAUUUUGUGCUGCAGAAUCACAAGGCUAUCUAUCUGAUUGAUGUUAAUCAGCGCACAGUCAACGUCGAUUAGCUGGCUGGAUUAGCCGAGAGAACCACACAAAAAAGUCCGUAAUUUGUAAAUUGUUUCAUUAAGUGUUUAGCCUAUAAGCCCGUUCAUGGGAGCACAGUGAAAAACGCAAGCGUUGUUUCGUGUAUAAAGUGUGUUAAAUCUUAAGUUAAAAAUA